Phytophthora sojae is the source of this 516-nucleotide messenger RNA. RefSeq lists its product as hypothetical. The record is from RefSeq and is a predicted model, not a curated record. The annotation marks the transcript as partial. The transcript is spliced from 2 exons. Gene Ontology annotation, molecular function: GTPase activator activity. Gene Ontology annotation, biological process: activation of GTPase activity; intracellular protein transport. NCBI's taxonomy places the organism in Eukaryota, Oomycota, Peronosporomycetes, Peronosporales, Peronosporaceae.
AUCCUGUUCGUCUUCGCCAAAUUGAACCCGGACAUCGGGUACGUUCAGGGUAUGAACGAGAUCCUCGCGCCGAUUAUCUACGUCUGCAGCUCCAAUCCGGCUAUCAUUUGGGCAUCAGAGGUGGAGGCCGACGCCUAUCACCUCUUCGCAACAGUCAUGGCGUCACUCCAAGUGCUCUACGCCCGAACUCCGGAGAACCCGCUCAGCGGUGCAGACCUGCAGAUGGCGCGCCUCGCAAAGCUACUGCGGCAACACGACGCCGCUUUGUGGCAGCACCUCAACUUCGUGGGGCUCACACCGGACCUGUACAGCUUCCAGUGGUACAUGACUCUUCUGGCCCGUGAGUUCUCCAUGCCGGACACACUUCGCGUCUGGGACACACUCCUCGCCGACCCGAAGCGCUUCAGCUUCUUGCACUACGUCAACUGCGCUCUCGUUCGCUCGCAGCGCGCUUUCCUACUCCUGCACGGCUUCACCACGGGCCUCAAGAAGCUUCAAAAUCUGCAAUCCUCCGAC